UUUGUCUUGGCUAAAUCUGAAUUCGAAUGGAUGUGUAACAAGUGAUGGAACACCUGCGUUGUGAGGCAACUAUAUCACAGCCAUGACGGAUUCUCUCUUCUGCAUCGCAGACUCACUCGUAGCAAAGCUCGCUUCUCAUGCAUUCACAGAAGCUUCUAGAGUUCUUGGUGUCUACAAAGACCUCCAAGAUGUUAACCGCACUCUCUCCAUUGUUAAGGCUCUGUUGUUGGACGCCGAGCGUAGAUGCAGAGUCGAUGCAGCUGUCCGUGAAUGGCUUCACCAGCUGCAAUGGAUCUUCAAUGAUGCUCAAGACUUGAUGGAUGAGAUCGAAUAUGCUGCGAUUCGAAAGCAAGUUGCCAAAGUUCAUGGAAGUUCUACCUUCGUUACGAAGAUAGGUAACCUCUUUUCAAGAUCUAAUCCACUUAUCUUCCGUUUUAAGAUGACUCAAAGAAUCAAAGAAGUUAAGGGGAAGUUAGAUAAGAUUGCUGCUGAUAGGGACAGGUUUGGGCUUCAUAUAGUUCAUGAUGAUAACCGCGUCGUGCAUAGGAAGGAAACAAGAACAACUCACUCCCAUGUGAAUGCUUCCGAUGUUAUUGGAAGGGAGAAGGACAAAGAAAGAAUCAUUGAGCUUUUGAUGGAAAAUGGUAGCAAAAGUGUUCUUUCCAUUGUGGGUGUUGGAGGAGUGGGAAAAACUACAGUUGCCAAACUUGUGUUCAAUGAUGUGAGGAUUGCCCAGUCUUUCAGAUUAAGAAUAUGGGUAUAUGUUGAUCAGGAGUGUGGAGACUCUUCAAAAAGUAAGCAUGUGAUUAGUAAAAUCAUUGAUUUUCUGAAUUAUUCAACUUCUAGUUUUGCUAAUGCUCUUGGCAAUCUAGACAUGGAGAUACUGAAGAAUCAGUUGAAAGAUAAACUUGCCAAUAAGAAGUUCCUCCUGGUCUUGGAUGAUGCAUGGUUCCAUGAUCGAAUUCAAUGGACUGAACUAAGGGAUUUGAUUUGGUUAGAUGCAGCCAAAGGAAGUAAAAUUUUGGUGACUACCCGGAGCAGACAAACAGCUUCGAUUAUGAGUACUAUUAGUCCUCACCACUUUUUGGAUAGUCUUUCAGAGGAGAAUUCAUUGUGUUUAUUUGUUAAAUGGGCAUUUAGGGAAGGAGCUGAAAGAAGGUAUCCAGAUUUGAUUGAAAUUGCAAAGGACAUCACCAAAAAAUGUCAUGGGAAUCCUUUGGCAUUGGUAACACUGGCAAGUUCAUUGUUUGGCAAUGUUGACAAAGAUAAAUGGAUAAGUUUGAGAGAUAGUGAGAUCUGGCAAGACGAAAAUCAGCUUGGUUUUUCUGCAUUUGACAUUUCUUAUGAUCAAUUGCCAUCAUAUUUGAAACAAUGUUUUGCUCUGUUCGCUCUUUACCCAAUCAAUUAUGUGUUUGAUAGUUUUCAUGUUGCUUCCCUUUGGAGUGCACUUGGUCUCCUUCCAUUAGAAAGCAACAAUCAAAUACUGAAACAUGGUCCUAAUCAGUGCUUGAAUGAACUACAAUCUAGAUCUUUUCUUGAAGAUUUUGUGGAUUAUGGAACUGGUUCUACUUUCAAACUACAUGGUCUUGUGCAUGAUUAUGCAAAGUCUGUUGCAAGACCAUACUCUCAUAUCAUAAAUUCUAGCUUUGGAUCCCGCCACCGCUGGAUUGUUCGAAAUGCCUCUUUCCUAAGUAAUGAUGUCACCACCAUAUCCGCAACAGCUAGAACCAUACUAUUUCCCAUUGCCGGAGUGGGAGCUACUAGUAUGGAUCUCUUGAAUGCAUUGGCAUCAAGGUGCAAAUACUUGCGAUUUUUGGAUUUAAGUGACUCUACCUAUGAGACCUUACCUCAAUCCAUUGGUAACCUGAAGCAUUUAAGAUAUCUAAGUCUUGAAAAUAACAAAAGCUUCAAGAAACUUCCUGAUUCUAUUUGCAGGCUACACAACUUGGAAGUUUUGAUACUUAGUGGAUGUGCCAAGCUUGAGGCAUUGCCUAAAGGUCUAGGAAACUUGAUCAGUCUUAGGCAUUUGGAGAUAACCACAAAUCUACAUUGUUUGCCAGAGGAUGAUAUUGCAAGGUUGAGUUCACUUCAAACUCUAAGAGUUGAAUCAUGCAAAAAUCUUAAGUCUUUGUUUGCAAAAACAAGACUUCCAAGUCUUAGAGUAUUGGUUGUUUCUGGCUGUAGUAGUCUAAGGUCUCUGCCACUUGAUAUUGAACAUUUUCCUCUGUUAGAUACUUUGGUAGUUGAUAAUUGUGACAAGCUAGAAUUAUACAGAGGGACAUAAUGAUCAAAAUUCCAAUUUGAGGUUAAAGGUUCUACAUUUUGUAUCUAUGCCAAAUUUGGUGACCUUGCCCCAGUGGCUUCAAGGAUCUAGGAAGACAUUACAGUAUUUGUUGGUUUCAAGCUGCAUCAAUCUUGUGGUGCUUCCUGAGUGGCUACCAACUAUGAAACACUCAGCUGCAAGUUGGAGAAUGUUCACACCAGCAAACAACCAUUGUUGAAACAGCAGAAAUAGAAGAAGUGGUAGAAGUAGAAUUGAAGUAAGAUCAUAAGUUCGAGGUUGCAAUUAAGUCAUCUAUUGCAUAUACCUUGUUGACAAUUGAACACUCAAUCUGGUUUGUUAUCUUGGAAAGACUCAAACACAGAAGAAACUCUAGAUUGUAAAUCAUCAAGUGGCUUGUGACAUUUCAAAAGGACAAAGAAACCAUGAAACAUCAAAUUUUUACUUUAUCAUUUGGAUGUAACAGAACAAUUGUGCCUUUAUAAUUUAUAUGUUUUCAAUGGUCUCUAAGUAUCAAAGAAUAUUCUUGUUUUCUUCCACUACAAGAACAAUGUUCAUAAUUAAUAAUUUCAGGCAAAUGCUUAUUUUGUAAUAUA
Molecule: messenger RNA, 2877 nt
Organism: Arachis stenosperma
Lineage: Eukaryota; Viridiplantae; Streptophyta; Magnoliopsida; Fabales; Fabaceae
Product: disease resistance protein RGA2-like
Exons: 4
Coding region: 83-2284 (733 amino acids)
Biological process (GO): defense response to other organism
Molecular function (GO): ADP binding
Source: RefSeq, a predicted model, not a curated record